AUGGCGAUUAAGAGAAAGCUCGAAUCUGAAUCCAACGAGUCGUCAGAGCCUCCGCAGAAGCAGCAGCAGCAGCAGCAGCAAUGUAAAGAAGAGGAUCCGGGAAUCAGAAAUGACGAUAAUCAGAAACCCGGCGAUGUAAAAAUUGAACGCGACGGGGUAGAGGAGGUUAAAGGAGAUGUCGAGGUUGAUACGUCUGGUGAUCAGACGGAGGCGGCGACGUCGUCAGGAUCUGGGAAUCGGGGAGGUGAGGAGGAGGACGACAAUGAGCCAAUCGGAGAUCUAUUGGAACCGUUUACAAAGGAUCAGCUGUUGGUUCUUCUCAAGGAAGCGGCGGAGAGGCAUCGCGAUGUGGCUGAUCGAAUCCGGAUUGUGGCCGAUGAGGAUUCCGUUCACCGUAAGAUCUUCGUCCACGGAUUAGGAUGGGACACUAAAGCCGACGCGCUCAUCGAAGCUUUUAAGCAGUACGGAGAGAUCGAAGACUGCAAAUGCGUGGUUGAUAAGGUCUCUGGGCAAUCCAAAGGAUAUGGUUUCAUCCUCUUCAAGUCACGUUCCGGUGCUCGGAAAGCGCUCAAGCAGCCUCAGAAGAAGAUCGGAACUCGUAUGACGGCGUGCCAGCUAGCGGCCAUAGGACCCGUUCAGGGAAACCCAGUCGCAGCAGCGCCUGUUCAGCAGCAUUUCAACCCUGAACACGUCCAGAGGAAGAUCUAUGUCAGUAACGUUAGCGCAGAGAUCGAUCCGCAGAAAUUGCUUGCGUUUUUCUCGAGAUUCGGGGAGAUAGAAGAAGGUCCGUUGGGGCUUGAUAAAGCUACAGGGAGACCCAAAGGCUUCGCUUUGUUUGUUUAUAGAUCCCCAGAGAGCGCUAAGAAGGCACUGGAGGAGCCGCACAAGACCUUUGAAGGUCACAUCUUGCAUUGCCACAAAGCAAACGACGGGCCAAAACCGGUUAAGCAACAUCAGAAUCAGCAUCACCAGAACUCUCACAGUCAAAAUUCCCGGUACCAAAGGAACGAGAACACUGGUUACGGUGCACCUGGAGGCCAUGGACAUUUCAUAGCUGGUGGUAAUAACCAAGCAGCGCAGGGGUUAAACCCGGCCAUUGGCCACGCUCUCACAGCUUUGCUAGCGUCUCAAGGUACUGGAUUGGGUAUGAACCAAGCAUUUGGACAGGCUUUGUUGGGGACAUUGGGGACAGCUAGCCAAGGAAAUGCAGCUGGAAUGCCUGGUGGCUAUGGUGCUCAAGCAAACAUCACACCAGGGGUCUUUCCUGAGUACGGUUUCCAAGUCGGUUUUCAGGGCGGUUAUCAGACUCAGCAACCUGGUCAGGGCGGUGCUGGAAGAGGUCAGCAUGGUGGAGGCUAUGGUGGUCCUUACAUGGGUCAAUAG
Molecule: messenger RNA, 1383 nt
Organism: Microthlaspi erraticum
Lineage: Eukaryota; Viridiplantae; Streptophyta; Magnoliopsida; Brassicales; Brassicaceae
Source: the annotation of a GenBank genome assembly